Hibiscus syriacus is the source of this 1821-nucleotide messenger RNA. Its product is annotated as E3 ubiquitin-protein ligase DA2L-like. The record is from RefSeq and is a predicted model, not a curated record. Bases 360 to 1625 code for a protein of 421 amino acids. The transcript has 9 exons. NCBI's taxonomy places the organism in Eukaryota, Viridiplantae, Streptophyta, Magnoliopsida, Malvales, Malvaceae. Gene Ontology annotation, cellular component: cytoplasm.
CCUUUAUCACCUCUCCAAUUUAGCAAUUUCACUUCGUCGAAUCCCUUUCAAGAUAUUAAAUUUCAAGGAUGCAUUGGGGCAUGAUUUCAUAAACUGAACCAUUGUCGACCUCGAUUAUAAUUAAUUUUUUUCCUGUGUGCAAUUGACUUUUGCGUUGUAAAACUUUGAAUUAGGGUUUUAGAUGGUACGUGAGUUUCAGAUGUGUUUGUUAUUUUGUGUAAGCCAAACAAUCAAAACCAAAUGUCUAGCUAUUUUGGUUGGUUUCGAUUUUGUAGAAUUAGAAUAACAAGCAAAUUGUAAGUAGAAGGAGAAAGAGAGGGAAAUAAAUUAUCUUUUGGAACAUAUUUGAGAUAAUUUUUAUGGGUAAUAAAUUGGGAAGGAGAAAGCAAGUGGUGGAUGAGAGGUAUACACGCCCCCAAGGGUUAUAUGUUCAUAAAGAUGUGGAUGCCAAGAAGCUGAGAAAGAUGAUACUUGAUUCAAAGCUCGCUCCAUGUUAUCCUGGCAAUGAAGAGUGCUGUUAUGAUCUCGAAGAAUGCCCAAUUUGCUUUUUGUAUUACCUGAGUCUCAACAGAUCGAGAUGUUGCAUGAAAAGUAUAUGCACAGAGUGUUUUCUACAAAUGACGAAUCCAAAUUCAAGCCAUCCUACCCAGUGCCCCUUCUGCAAAACCUCAAACUAUGCUGUUGAGUACCAAGGUGAGAAAACAAAGGAGGAAAAAGGGAUCGAGCAAAUUGAAGAGCAACGAGUUAUAGAGGCAAAAAUUAGAAUGAGGCAGCAGGAACUUCAGGAUGAUGAAGAGAGAAUGCAGAAAAGACAAGAAUUGAGUUCUUCAAGCACCAAUUUUGUACUGGGGGAAUUUCAAUACAAUUCAGUUGAAGCUCGAUCCUCUGAGGAGGAAAUGGUUUCUUCACAAGAAUUGCAGGUUGCCUCAAUGACUCAACAACCACCACAUACCAGGACAAACAGGGAUGAUGAGUUUGACAUAGAUCUUGAGGAAGUAAUGGUCAUGAAAGCAAUUUGGCUGUCAAUUCAGGAUAACAGAAGACAUAGAAAUUCUAACAAUGGAGAUGCUGCUGCUGCUUCAGUACAAUAUGUAUCCAGAGAUUGCUAUAUUCCACCAGCGAUGGCCACAGUGGCCAGUUCAUCAUCAUCAUCGUCUCCUUCUGGUGGUUUUACUUGUGCAAUAGCUGCCCUUGGUGAGUGUCAGCCGAUGGGCGGGGCAUUUUCUCUCGACCAGAAAGGAAAUGUGCCAGCAUUCAAUAUGUUUCACGGAAGCAGCAGGUUUUGUAAUAGGUUGGACCAAGUUGCUGAGAACUGUCCUGCAGAGAGUCCGGUUGACGGGCCAGCUGAUAAUCAUUUGACACCUACAAGAGAUGAGGGGGAAUGGGGAGUUGAUCAUGGAUCAGAGGUGGCUGAAGCGGGUACUAGCUAUGCAAGCUCUGAUGUUACAGAUGAUGUUGGUGAUAUUUCUACAAUAUCACAACAAGAUGUAAUAAGGGGUAGCUUUCCUAAUGUUUUAGGACACAUUGUUCCUGAAAGUUAUGAGGAGCAGAUGAUGCUGGCUAUGUCUGUAUCUCUGUCGGAAGCUAAAGCCAUGAAAAGUGGCUCGGGUGUUCCAUGGAAAUAGUUUUAUGGCCAAGCUAUCAUUGGUCAUCUUUCUCAAACAGAUGAUGCUGGCGGUGGCAGUUACGAGCCGAGUUUGGAGCUGUGACAUAAUGCACGAGUAGUUCCAAUGCAACUGGUUUAAAAGGUCAAGGUAGUAACGAUCCCUUUUGCUUCCUCACACUACUAUAAUUCCAUAUAUAGAUAUUUGAAAAGGUAAC